This is a messenger RNA of Mangifera indica (mango), 996 nucleotides long. Its product is annotated as VQ motif-containing protein 22-like. The coding region runs from base 41 to 778 and encodes 245 amino acids. The transcript has a single exon. The record is from RefSeq and is a predicted model, not a curated record. NCBI's taxonomy places the organism in Eukaryota, Viridiplantae, Streptophyta, Magnoliopsida, Sapindales, Anacardiaceae.
AUACAUUUCAGACUUUCUUUAAUUAAUUGGUCCUCAGGCCAUGAGUAAAACCAUGUCUUCUCUAGGCGAUUGGACUCACUUUUACCAGCAAAAUGUUCCAGGUUCCGCCCAAACGAUCCCUCCAGGCCGAUCCUCUUCAGGAGUUAAUCCCGCUUCCGACUGUAUGAUCACUUCCGUCGCCACCACCACUCUCACUCCAUCGUCAGCUUCAGCUUCCUCUGGGUCAAAUCUUCGAAACCUCAGCCCCGACGGCCGAGUCUCCAAGCCUUUACGGAGACGUUCCAGGGCCUCUCGGAGAACCCCAACAACAUUAUUCAACACGGACACCACAAAUUUCCGGGCCAUGGUGCAACAAUUCACAGGCGGUCCGACGGUACCUUUCGGGUCAGGGCCGCACCCUGGAGGUCCAUCAGGAUUCAGUUUUGUCUUUGGAGGAGGUCGUCAGGUUCAGAGUAAUCACUCUGGAAAUGUUACGGCGCCUCCAGGUUAUCAUUUACAGUUUCAGGCUCAGGCUCAGACUCAAGGGCAGCGGUACCAGCUGCAACCAAAUCAGGGCGGCGGGUACAUGAUUUCUCCGGGGGGUAGUAACAUUCCAGGGCCUGGAGGAGAUGGUCUUUUUCAAAGAUUAGGAGGCAACUCGAGGCCGAACAUGGAGAACUCAGGCGAGUUUGUGAUAGAAAAUGUGAACAGUAAUGUUUCUUCUUCACGAGUAGGUGAAAAUCCAAAUUCUGGAAGGCCUGGUUCCAAUCAGAACAGUGGUAACAGUUUUACGUUUUAAGAGGGACUGAAAGAAGAAAGUUAGGCACCGACUUGUGUAAAUAUAUAUAUUUUUUAUUACACGAUAGUCAAUUAGCCACAGUUAUCUAAUUGGAGCAAUUAUUUAAGGUUUUUAAUAUGUUUUCUGGCUGUUUGUUCUGAAAAAAAAAAAAAAAAGCCAUGUGCCUUUCUUGGGCCUCAAUCUAUUAAUAUAUUCUCACCAAUUGGGUUUUCAUUUUA